Fonsecaea pedrosoi CBS 271.37 is the source of this 1242-nucleotide messenger RNA. RefSeq lists its product as uncharacterized. Bases 1 to 1242 code for a protein of 413 amino acids. NCBI's taxonomy places the organism in Eukaryota, Fungi, Ascomycota, Eurotiomycetes, Chaetothyriales, Herpotrichiellaceae. The transcript is spliced from 3 exons. The record is from RefSeq and is a predicted model, not a curated record.
AUGUGCGUUGAGGACAUGCUCUCUCACACAGUCGUCAACAAGGUCAAAGUUCACUUCAACGAACUGACCGAAUGGAGAGUGCGCACCCGUCUCAUACCCUUCUUCCAUCGACGCCUCCAAAGCGGAAAACGAGGACCUGAACAACUGCUAGAUCCGCACACUCUCGAAAACGACGACAAACAUCUUGUCCUAGUCCUUCUAGUCCUUCCUAUUUCACAUUGGGCGGAGACACAGCGCUGGCCACGACGAUACUUGAACGACAGUGGCGGAACGACUUAUUUAUCGGCGAAAAAGACGUCCCUUCGUCCAAAGGAAUCGGACCGCGAGGUGCUCCUCGAAGCGUGGGGGAGCUACACGGAGGAGCCCGAGCUGGACAUCACAAACGAGGACAAAGCCCUCUCUGUCUGGGCUGUUGACCGAGAAGCAAACGACCCCCAAGCGAGGGUCAUCCAAGAUAUCGCUCGAGUGCUCGUCCCGUCUGCGGAAACGCUGGCCACAUUCGGCGCCCAACACCUCGACAGACUGGUCGAGAGUGUCGAUGAGGGUCGGAACAAUUCCAUGCCUGUCACAAAGCCACGGCCUCAGCCAGACUACUCUGCGGGGUUCAAGCGCUCUGCCUUUACCGAGACUCAACUUCAGAAACUACAGCCCUUUCUGGGCGACCUCGCCGAUACCUGUUUCUUCACGGGCACUUGGUACAUGUACUUCCGUUCUUCGCCAUCGAAGUCAAAAUGUACAUACCAUGACGCUCGCCGUUCGAAAGGUGUCGUGGAACUAUUCCGGCUCGUGAAGCGCGAGAUAGAACUUCGUCGAAAGAUCCUCGCCUUUUCCAUCUCACAUGAUGACCGAUCAAUAAGGAUUUACGGUCAUUAUCUUAUCAUUGAGGGUACAAGCACGACGUUCUACCGCCAUCUUAUACGCGCCUUUAACUUUACCGAGUUGCACGGGAAAGAGAAGUGGACGGCGUACAAGUUUACCAAAAGUGUCUAUGAUACCUGGAUGCCCACUCACUUCCAAAGCCUUUACUCGGUAAUCGACGUAAUCCCAUCUGAUUUAAGUCUCGACAUCUUCGAGGGAUCGGAUCUACAAUUCCCUUCGUCCUCUGGACUUCCUCAAGAUUCGGAAAGCCAUCACCCUCUGGAGUCAGCGGCUACGGACGGCAACGUGGUGAGCCUAUUAGAACCCGAGAAUGACACAUCUGGCAGCCCGCUGGCCAAGCCAACCAGCCAGCUCCAGUCGUAG